This is a messenger RNA of Durotheca rogersii, 1555 nucleotides long. RefSeq names its product deoxyhypusine hydroxylase. The record is from RefSeq and is a predicted model, not a curated record. Gene Ontology annotation, biological process: peptidyl-hypusine biosynthetic process. The coding region runs from base 312 to 1292 and encodes 326 amino acids. Gene Ontology annotation, molecular function: deoxyhypusine monooxygenase activity. Lineage: Eukaryota; Fungi; Ascomycota; Sordariomycetes; Xylariales; Xylariaceae. The transcript is spliced from 2 exons.
GGAGGGGCUAGGUAGGUACCUAAGGCGGGUACCCAAGGUAGUAGAGGGGAUGAGGGGAAUUUAAGCUGCUAUCCGUUAUCGCAUGUGGUGCCGCACAUGGUGCCGACAAAGUACGUAGGUAUAGCCAGACCAACAAAAGCAGGCUCGCCUAGUUUUUUCCUCAGCUUGAAAUUUAUUUCCCUUCGCGUCCUUGCUUGCGCCCGGUUCGUCCGUUCCUAUCGAUUUCGACCGGCACUUCCUACCUAGACCCGGAUGUGGAUGAGAAGCCGGCGGUACAUUUCGGUGUCUUUCUCUCAUUCCUGCCCGCCGACAUGGCCUCCACCGACAGUUUGGCGACUAUUGCGACCCUUCGCGAGUCUCUGUGCUCCGAGAGUACCCCACUACCCGUCCGAUUUCGCGCCCUCUUCUCUCUCAAACACCUCUCGCGACACGAGACCGGCGACCAAGCUCUCGCAGCCAUCGAUGCCAUCGCUGCCGCCUUCUCGUCGCCGUCUGCGCUGCUCAAGCAUGAGCUGGCCUACUGCCUCGGCCAGUCUGCCAACCUAGCGGCUGUCCCUUAUCUUCGGAAAGUCCUUGCUGAUUUGCAAGAAGAUCCCAUGUGCCGCCACGAGGCGGCCGAGGCUUUGGGGGCUCUGGGUGACGCCGGGAACCUCGACAUUUUACGCAAGUUCCGGGACCGCGAGGGCGAAGACAUCGUCAUCAAGGAGACCUGCGAGAUUGCGAUUGACCGAAUUGAAUGGGAAAACUCGGAACAACGCAAGGCUGAGAAGCUACGCCAGAGCGAUUUCGCCUCGGUAGAUCCGGCUCCUCCGAUGCCUAACUCCGAGCAAACAGUCCCAGACCUAGAGGAGACCCUCAUGGACGCAAACCUGCCUCUCUUCCUCAGGUACCGCGCCAUGUUCGCGCUCCGCGACCUCGCAUCACCGCCGGACCUGCCGACUGCUGUUCCCGCCGUACAUGCCUUAGCAAAGGGUUUUGCUGACUCUUCGGCCCUUUUCCGUCACGAGAUCGCUUUCGUCUUCGGUCAGCUCUCUCACCCCGCCUCGAUCCCAGCUCUCGCUGCUGCACUGAGCAACGUCGAGGAGGCUAGCAUGGUUCGACACGAAGCGGCGGAGGCGCUCGGAAGUCUCGGCGAGGAGGAAGGCGUCGAAGAAAUCUUGAAGCGAUUCCUCCACGACGAGGAGAAGGUCGUGCGCGAGAGCGUCAUUGUCGCCUUGGAUAUGGCCGAUUACGAGCAAUCGGACCAGGCGGAGUAUGCGCUGAUACCCAACGUGCCGAAAGUAGUGGCGUAGGAAGGCGGAGCAGGAGAGGUAUAGGUUGCUGAUAAACUGGCGUUUCAUCCGGAUUGAUGGGCGGGAGGAUACUUUUUAAAAAAAGUUGGCACGAUUUUAUUUCACAUCGUUCGUAACCGACGGCAUAAUCGCUAUCUGGGAAAAUCUACGGGGAAUUCCACUCUGGAGAACACAUAUCAAUUGUUGGUAUUCCACCUAUUCGUAAAAUUUCACAAUUAGCCCCGGCCCGCUGCCGACAACGAAGGGAGACAGGGACAUACUUG